Molecule: messenger RNA, 2070 nt
Organism: Ipomoea triloba (trilobed morning glory)
Lineage: Eukaryota; Viridiplantae; Streptophyta; Magnoliopsida; Solanales; Convolvulaceae
Exons: 4
Coding region: 1-2070 (689 amino acids)
Molecular function (GO): catalytic activity
Source: RefSeq, a predicted model, not a curated record
AUGCCGGAGAUGUAUGAGCCAUUUGGGUCGUGGAUGCUAGCAGCGAAAAAACCAAGGCGUGGCAGACAGACUAAUGGUAGAAUAGCUACGGGUGAAAAAGAAGAUAGGCAUAGAGGGAAGGAAGCCAUUACACUAACCGGACCUAGGAAUAUACUUGGGGCUACAAGAUUUGACAUUUUGGGCAUGGAAGAAGGUGAAGAUGUAGAGGUCCAGGAGAACACUGACCGGAACAACGAGAGCUCAUUACAGAGACAAGGAAAGGGGCUGAUGGAGAUGGAUGAUUUAGAACAUCACGGCGACACCCCGGAUGACUCGGAGUUCUUGAUGGAAGACGAUGGCAUACCGGAUUGGGCAACGUCUAAGGGAUUCCUUAGGGCUGCAAAACAUAUGAUCAAGAACUUCAAACCUUUGCUACUUUGCUUGUUGGAAUCGAAAAUCUCUGGAAACCAAGCAGACCAAGUGUGCCGAAAACUUGCAUUUGACCAAUGGGUUCAUGAUGACAAACAAAGGGACUGGUAUCUCGCAUGUGUUUAUGGCAGCCCCUCUCUUCACCUAAGAAAUAAACUUUGGGAUGAUCUUGGAAGACAUAAGAGGGGUAUCGACGGUCCUUGGCUUGUUCUGGGAGACUUUAAUGCGGUCUCAUGCAGGGAGGAAGUGAGCAACCCAACGAGUUUUUCGGACAGCAGAUUCAACAAGUGGCUAGACACGAAAGGACUAGUUGACGUGGGUUUCACUAGCCCAAAAUUUACAUGGACAAGAGGCAAUAGCGUGGAAACAUUCAAGGGAGUUUGGCUUGAUAGAGCAGUCUGCUCGACAGAUUUCCUCGACAUAUUUCCAGGAAUACACGCUCAUCACCUUGUGUCUUCACAUUCUAACCAUGUGUGCCUUCUUGUCAGAUUGGAACAGAAUACUAGGACGCGCAGCAAGGGCCGAUUUGUUUUCAACGCAGCAUGGACAGUCCAGGAGAAUUUCAAUGAAGUGGUGGGCUUGAAUUGGGAUCCGAAGGCAAAUUUAAAAACUAAUCUCCAGCAGACUGCUAAAGCUCUUAUUGAUUGGAGCAAGAACGGUCUAGGUACGACUUUUAAAAGAAAAAGUCGAGUUCAAAUUAAGACUAUGGUAAGGGAAUAUUACGUUCAUCUUUUCUCUAAAGAUCACAUAUCAAUAUGGAGUAAGUGCCCAAUCAAUUCUUUUCCAGAGAUUAAUUUAGACACUUGGAGAGACCUUUAUAAAGACUGCACUACUGAAGAGGUUAAAAGUGCCAUGUUCGAAAUGGCGCCUUUCAAAGCCCCUGGCCCUGAUGGCUUUCAUGCCGACUUUUUUCAAAAAGCUUGGGCAAUCGUAGGUAACCACUUGACUACAUAUACCAGGGAUUUUUUGAAUACUGGAAUUAUACCAGAAGGGCUGAACGACAGACUUGUGGCUCUUAUUCCUAAAAUCAAACACCUUGACAAACUAUCCCACUUCCGUCCUAUUAGCCUUUGUAAUGUGAUAUACAAACUGAUCACCAAGAUUCUUACAAACAGAAUCAAAGGUAUUGUUCGUGAGGCGAUAGGUCCUGAGCAAAGUAGUUUCGUCCUGAAAAGACAAAUAACGGACAAUAUUAUGGUCUUCCAAGAAAUCCUUCAAUCUAUGAAAAAGAAGACAGGUGCAGUGGGUCAAAUGGUAAUUAAAAUCGACCUCGAGAAAGCUUAUGAUCGCUUAUCUUGGCAAUUCAUUAGGGAGACUCUUGAGGAAGUGGGGUUCCGAACGGAUUGGAUUCAAAAGGUUAUGCAAUGUAUUGAGACUGCCAAACUUUCUGUCUUGUGGGAUGGGGAACUUUCUGUCUUGUGGGAUGGGGAACAACUUGAUUGGAUAAAACCUAAGAGGGGAAUUAGGCAAGGAGACCCAAUUUCCCCCUACAUCUUUGUCCUAUGCAUGGAAAGGUUGAGCCACAUCAUCAAGGAAGCAACCAUAAACGAAACUUGCCGUGGAAUUAAAAUUUCAAGGUAUGGCCCUACUCUUACUCAUCUUUUUUUUGUUGAUGACAUGGUUUUGUUCGCAGAAGCCACCGAGGAACAGGAAAGGUGGUGA